AGAGCCUGGAAUGGACAAAACGAUCCGCAACCUGUUCGAUCAAAUGUCUCUGCAGCUCCACAAGCAAAGUUCUAAGGGCGAUCUGCCGAAACGUAUGACCUUGCUGCAGCUGGCCAUAGUGCUUACUGCUGUGGUAGGUGGCAUCACCUCGAUCGCCUUCCAGAAUGAAUGCAACAAUCCUACUCCACCGCAGAAGAAUGAGAGUCUGCCGGCAUUCAAAGUUCCACAGCCUUACAAGAUAACUGGCGUAAUAACGAACUGGACUAACAAGACUGUUGCUGCCAUAACAGAACUAGCAAAAUCAGACCAAAUAACAACAUUAGUCUCGGACCGCGAUUCAACUUUACACUAUUUGUUCACAAAUCCCGAUAGUCGAUUCCUUCAUAAUCAAACAUCCGGGAAAUGUGCUGCUUCAUCUUCUUCUCCUUUAUCAGCAUAUCCUCAGUUAUCACUUGUUGCGAAAGACCUUUCAUCCUUAUCAACGAUGAUCUCCGGUUUGAUGAAUUUCUCCAAAAGCUCGCCGGGAGAGUUUCGUGAUAACCGCGUUGUCGCGGGUGUUGAAGGUGUUCGUUGGGUAGCCUGCGUGAGUGGAACUAACGCAACAUCUAGUCUUCAAGUGGAGGUGAUUUUUGCUGGCGAUAGCGACCAGUCUUUGAAGCCGCCAUCUCCAGCUUUUAAUAACCCAUUGUUGUUGUUCGUACGUGUUGCCGAAUUCGGAAACUUUUCGGAUAACUCUACGCUGAAAUCUGUCCUAUCCGUAGAGUUGGAUAGCUAUAAUGUCAUAGCACCUGAGGACGAGCGACUCUUUGAAACUCCAGCUGGCACUGUCUGUGAUGGAUGGAAAGAAGCCAAAAUUCCACUCAACGUUAGUGAUAAAUUCAGCGCUGUUGUUCAGAACGUGGACGAUAAGAAAAUGGAGUCUGAAUCGAUGCUUUACUAUUCACCUGCUGAAGAGAUGGUUAUCAUUAGUGGAGCUCGUCAGAGCGAUAUGUUCCCAUUUGUCAAUGAAAAAGGAGUGCCUUCGGAUGCCUCUUUGGUCAUACACGACUUCAACAAAGGUUAUGAAUACGCUUUGGACUCAUCGCGUUGCGUACGUCUCUCUCCUUUGCCGAAUAACACCGCAGAUGUACUAUCGACUGCACAAGGAGUUCUUAGCAUAGCUCCAAUUGCGAAUAUGCUCAUCGCACCCGAACUGAAGUUUGGAAACUACGGCCGGUUACUUGCAAGCAAUGGGCAGAUGCUGGACAUUUACCGGGCCGUGGACGGCAAGACCAACGACGUUGUAGAGGCUCACUUUGAUGGCGUUCAGCUGGAAAGCUAUGCUGUAUACAAGCUUGUUAACCAAGUCCCUGUGCUCUCGACAUUCAUGCGGUUCAUUCAUGGUCCAACUGACAUCGUACCCACGUUCAGUGAACGAAUUCGUAGCUGUUUCACUCAAUCUGCUCCAUCUUUUGAUGAGAACAAUACAUUUAUUUUUGAUGUGAAAUCAAAAACUGUGAAAGACGUGCACAGCGUAGGGGUAGAGACGGUUUCUCUUGCACUGGGGAACGCUCUAGCUCAAGUUGCACCCAUCAAUCCAUACAGAAUUCGCGUUUUCUAUGACACAAACGCUGCGAAAACAUUGAGGGUCUUCUUCUCCAUUGAUGAAAAAAGCAGCGUGGUUCCCAGUGCUGUGCAGAAAUACAACUACACGGCUGAGGUCCCAUCUGCUGUUCUAAUCGAAAAGUUGAACGCCACGAUUGUACAGGGAGAUUGGAAAUUUUCGGUUCCUACUAUCGAUAAGAAGCAAGAGGACUGGGUUGUGGCGGCGAAAUCGCUUAGUCGUUACGCCCCACCAACUCACGUUGUGCCAACAUACAUGGGCUAUACGGGUGGUGCUAUGUUCGUUUUGGGCAUUUUCUCGAUGAUACUUGGUGUUGCCAUAGGAGCUGGAGGUGUCUUCUUUAUCACUAAGCGACAACGCAUCUCCACUCUAGCAUACCAAGUUUUCGAGUGAUGAACGUUAUGUCAUAAUAUGGGAAUUCGUGAAUUUCGCUGGUUUUUGAUUGUGAAACAUGUAUUCGUGUGCACGACAAUGCGAAUUCUCCCAUUGUCAGUACCGACUUGAUCUGUCCGCGCUAGAUUCACUUUUGCGUGUAAUACAUCGUACUCUUGUGGAAUAUCUUAUCUAGAAUUCUGAAUGCUUUUUAUUACCUUCAUGUUUGCAUAAUCAUCAUCAUUUGUGUUGUCAGUGUCCUCUACAUUGCGAUAAUUUGUCCAUUCAUCUACGAGUCGAUUUUGUGAGUUUUUGAGACGGUGUAUGUGGGAAGAUCUAUUUUCCGAAUAAAUUUUGUACAGUCC
Messenger RNA from Cylicocyclus nassatus, 2340 nucleotides. Lineage: Eukaryota; Metazoa; Nematoda; Chromadorea; Rhabditida; Strongylidae. The record is from the annotation of a GenBank genome assembly.